Molecule: messenger RNA, 354 nt
Organism: Magnolia sinica
Lineage: Eukaryota; Viridiplantae; Streptophyta; Magnoliopsida; Magnoliales; Magnoliaceae
Product: putative invertase inhibitor
Exons: 1
Coding region: 1-354 (117 amino acids)
Molecular function (GO): enzyme inhibitor activity
Source: RefSeq, a predicted model, not a curated record
AUGAGUGGCCUCGCAAUGAUAUCCAUCGAGCUAGCACGUGCCAAUGCUACGGACACUCUGUUGUACGUAUCUGUGCUGUUGAAGAAGUCGGCCGGGGAAUUAAUGAACCGAUCCCUCGACACUUGCUAUGGCGAGUAUGAAUUAGCAAUAGAUCACUUCAAUGAGGGAAUCGAGGAAUUCCAUUCAAAGGAAUACUCUGACAUCGGCCAACUUGUUGCAAAUGUUGCAGGAAUGGCCGAAACGUGUGAGGAAGAGUUCAAAUUUUAUAAUCUAAAAUCCCCGUUAACUCAAAUGAAUAGACUCUUGAGGCAGCUCAGCAACAUUGCAGCAGAUAUUAUAUGGAUUCUUCGUUAA